CACAAACAAACGAAUUUACGAUUGCCUUGAAAACAAGAUGGCGGCCAGUAUGGAAGUCGACGAAACUCCAUCGACAAGCGGCGAUGAAAGUGGUAGCGUCUCCGUCAUGGCGUCCAGCGGAACGACGGGAAGUGUUUCCGUAGCUUUACAUCCUCUGGUUAUCAUGAAUAUAUCAGAGCACUGGACUAGAAUACGAGCACAGGAGGGAAAACCGACCCAAGUUCUCGGGGCUAUCAUCGGCAAGCAGCAGGGACGAAACAUUGAAGUGUUCAACUCCUUUGAGCUGCUCUUUGAUAUGGUGCAUGGAGACAUCAUUGUAGACAGAGAGUACUACAAUACCAAGGAGGAACAGUUUAAGCAGGUCUUCAGUGAUCUAGACUUCUUGGGUUGGUACACCACUGGGGGACCCUGCGAUGCCUCGGAUAUCAAAGUCCACAAACAGAUUUGUGGAAUUAACGAGAGCCCCAUCUUCUUGAAGUUAAAUCCAUUGGCGCGACACAUGGAUCAAUUACCCAUCAGCAUCUACGAGUCAGUGAUCGACCUUGUCAAUGGAGAGGCCACCAUGCUGUUUGUGGAGCUGCCAUACACACUGGCUACGGAAGAGGCUGAGAGGAUUGGGGUGGAUCACGUGGCACGGGUCACCACCAGUGAGAUCUCUGAAAGCUCCUCAGUUCAAGAACAGCUGACAGCACAGCACAGUGCCAUCAAGAUGCUUCACAGUCGAGUCAAGCUGAUUCUAGACUACGUCAAGGCAGUGCAGGCGGGUGAGGUACCACACAAUCAUGACAUCCUCCGUGAUGCUUACAGCCUCUGCCACAUGCUACCAGUCCUCAGCUCUGAGAGAUUCGACACUGACUUCUACAAUCAAUGCAACGAUGUCACCCUAAUGGCCUAUCUUGGGACGAUAACCAAGGGAUGUAACACAAUCAACCAGUUUGUCAACAAGUUCAACGUGCUGAAUGACCGGCAAGGAAUGGGUCGACGUAUGCGGGGUCUGUUCUUCUGAUGUUAACAUCCAUGUAUGUACAUACACUUUCAAAAGCUACUUUCAGAAAAAGAAAGGAAAAAAAAAACCUGGUUGGCACUUUGUCAGAACUGCCGUUUAGUCUACCAUUGGUGUACAUUAUUGCCAGGUUGUUCCCUAGAACCAUGUUUAUUUAUGGAGUUUGUCUCAAUCCGGGGCAAGUUCGUGCAAGAGCUAUUGUUAAUCAUAGUUCAACUAAGUUAGCCCGAACUCUGUUGAGUUGACAAU
Patiria miniata (bat star) is the source of this 1252-nucleotide messenger RNA. It is a transcript of the gene cops6, whose product is annotated as COP9 signalosome complex subunit 6-like. Gene Ontology annotation, molecular function: metallopeptidase activity; protein binding. Lineage: Eukaryota; Metazoa; Echinodermata; Asteroidea; Valvatida; Asterinidae. Bases 38 to 1006 code for a protein of 322 amino acids. The transcript is spliced from 8 exons. The record is from RefSeq and is a predicted model, not a curated record. Gene Ontology annotation, biological process: protein deneddylation. Gene Ontology annotation, cellular component: COP9 signalosome.